Molecule: messenger RNA, 276 nt
Organism: Pieris macdunnoughi
Lineage: Eukaryota; Metazoa; Arthropoda; Insecta; Lepidoptera; Pieridae
Source: the annotation of a GenBank genome assembly
AUGGGCGUUCCGCGAGUUAGUAGCACCGCGUCAGCCGAGCUCGAGCUCGGUCGUGCAAGGCGGCCGCACCUGUUGAUCCUCGACGAUUCACGUGAAGCGCGCCUCACUGAAGACCUCGUAAAUGUAGUGCGCAAACGCGUGACGUCAUCCGCUGAUCUUGACCCGGAAGUGGGUCAUGAGCGGAUCCCGCGCAGCCUGCGACCUUGCUACGCCUCUACCGCGAGCUACGUCUGCUACGAAUUACGUAGCGGUUUUAUGAAUUCUUUGUUCCUUUGA